Cryptomeria japonica (Japanese cedar) is the source of this 1723-nucleotide messenger RNA. Its product is annotated as mitogen-activated protein kinase kinase kinase 20. Gene Ontology annotation, molecular function: protein kinase activity; ATP binding. Gene Ontology annotation, biological process: protein phosphorylation. The transcript has a single exon. The coding region runs from base 35 to 1723 and encodes 562 amino acids. The record is from RefSeq and is a predicted model, not a curated record. Lineage: Eukaryota; Viridiplantae; Streptophyta; Pinopsida; Cupressales; Cupressaceae.
ACUAGUUGGGCAUUCAUUCUAUAGUUUUGUGAUAAUGAGGAAUGAGAAGGAAACGAAGGAAGGAGAAGACUGGAUUCGAGGAGGGAUUAUAGGAGCUGGGGCUUCUGGUACAGUCAGCCUGGGUAUAAGCAAGCCUAAUGCUCAUCUCUUUGCUGUCAAGACCAGUAGCACUUGUACUUCUUCUCUGGAGAAUGAAUACAACCUCUUGAAAUCCUUGGAUUCUCCCUAUGUUGUGCAGUGCCUGGGAAAGGAGUACAGCAUUCAGAAUGGUGUGGGUGUUUACAACUUGUUCAUGGAGUACAUGCCAGGGGGCAGUAUUGGGGAUCUAUUGACUAAGUUUGGGGGAAAGUUGGAUGAGGCAGUCAUAAGAUCCUACACCAGAGGCAUCUUACUAGGCAUCCAAUAUCUCCAUAGACAGGGGAUUGUUCACUGUGACAUCAAGGGGAAGAAUGUUCUUGUGGGUUCCAAGGGUGUGAAGCUUGCUGACCUUGGGUCUGCUAAGAGAAUUAGUGGUAAAGAGGAAGAGGGUUGGAAUUUGAGAGGUACCCCUCUUUGGAUGGCUCCUGAGGUAGUGAACCAGGUGGAACAGGGGCCUGCUUCUGAUAUUUGGUCUCUGGGUUGUACUGUGGUGGAGAUGGCCACUGGGAAGCCUCCCUGGGGCAGCUCUCUGCAUCCCCUGGCUGCCAUGUAUAGGAUUGGGUUCACAGAGGAGUUGCCUGAGAUGCCCCAGUCUCUUUCACCUCAAGGCCAGGAUUUUGUGGAGAAAUGUUUGAGGAGGGAUCCCGGGCAGAGGUGGACCAGUGAACAGCUAUUAGGUCACCCUUUCCUCAGUCAGGAAGAAUCCCCUGUCAUAAAGGAGGGCCUUCUCAGGGCUCCUGAAACCCCAAUCAGACCUUUUGAUUUGAAAGAUUCCGAGUCUUGUUCAUCUGAUGAUUACCCUUGUGUUCCCAUCUUGAAAUUGCCUCUGACUGUUUCAACUGCAGAGAUGGGUGCCUGUGAUGGAGAAGAAAAAGAGGCCUACCAGAAGAUUCCUUCUCCAAGAGAUCGGAUUCAGCAAUUGGCAGUAGGAGGUGAAUUUGAAAGAGUUGUAGAGAAGGAUGAUGAUUGGUUUGGAAGCCCCCUGACUGGUCAGUGGAUUGUUGUAAGGUCCCCCAAACACAAGGAAUCCAUCACAGACGGACACGUUCAACAGUCCAGCAAUGGAUUCCUUUCCAAUGGGAUUUCUUCUGUGCAGCCCGAAGCAGUUUGCAGCCCAAUUGCAGACUCUGGUGAUUGUGCCAAAGUACCCAGCUCAGAAUCACAGCUUGAUGGGUUAUCUUGUAGCAGAAUGGAGGAGCAAAUUGACUGUGCAGUUUGUAAAGCUGAGUGUCCUAAUCAUUUUCAAAAAGAUAACUUCAAGAGCAUGGAUAUCAGUAACUCUGGCUCUUGGAACACAGAGUCUAUCAUGUUUGAGACUGAUACAUCAUCCAAACAAGGGUUCACAAACAGUCAAAUUUCAGCAAAUUGCCGCCUCUCUCAUAUUAUGUUCAUUCAAAAUCAUUCCACCAAAUUAAAGAAAAAUGGUUGUUUAAGCUGCAAUAGCAGAGUGUAUUCAUUUGAUUCAACUUUUAAUUCAAAAUUAUUCCCAUUUCAUUUUACUCGGCUAACAAUGACUUCUCAGAGUUCUUGGAUAGAAAAGCAGCUAUUCCCAAACAUUUGCUCAAAUUUUCCCAUACAAACAUAA